Messenger RNA from Saprolegnia diclina VS20, 2198 nucleotides. RefSeq lists its product as hypothetical. Bases 15 to 2159 code for a protein of 714 amino acids. Lineage: Eukaryota; Oomycota; Saprolegniomycetes; Saprolegniales; Saprolegniaceae. Gene Ontology annotation, molecular function: GTP binding; GTPase activity; microtubule binding. Gene Ontology annotation, cellular component: membrane; cytoplasm; microtubule. The transcript has 2 exons. The record is from RefSeq and is a predicted model, not a curated record.
CAGCUCUCUCGACCAUGGUGCAACCCGCCUUGCACGACGACGCCGCGUCGACGCUGCUGCCACGUGCAGAGACGCGGCGCCUCGUCGACCGGCUCCGCGCCUUUGGCCUGGACAAGCACGUGGACCUGCCGCAGAUCGCAGUGAUGGGCGACACGUCCAGCGGCAAGUCGUCCGUCUUGUCGGCGCUCUCGGGCAUCGCGUUCCCGUCGGCCGGCGAGCUCACGACGCGUUGUCCGACGCAGCUCAUCCUCUCGCACGCACAUACACUGCAUGGCACUGUCCGUCUCCGCCGCUUCCAGUCGACCGCCGCGCCAGCAACCGUCACGACGAUCACGACCCUCGACCAAGUCACGUCGGCGAUCGAAGCGCUGACGACGCAGCUGCUAGCCGAGGGCCAGAGCAUCAGCGACGACGCGAUCGAGAUCACGCUUCAGGGCCCGAGCUUUCCGGAUCUGACGCUCACCGACCUCCCGGGUCUCGUGCGCACCGUGCGUGAUGGCGAAGACCCACGCAUGAUCCCACGCGUGCGCCAGCUCGUCAAGCGCUACCUGGCGCAGGAGCGCACCAUCAUCCUCGCCGUCGUGCCGGCCAACGUCAGCAUGCACAACUCGGAGAUUUUGCAAGCUGCGGCCGAGGCCGACCCGACUGGCGCCCGGACGCUCUCGAUCAUCACGAAACCGGACCUCGUCGACGUCGGCGCCGAGGCUGGCGUCGUCGAGUUGCUUCUCAACAAGACCAAGCAGCGCCGCCUCGGGUACCACAUGGUCAAGUGUCGCGGCCAGCACGCGCUCAACACGGGCGUGUCGAUAGCGGACGCUCGCCGCGACGAAGCCGCCUACUUUGCGUCGCACGACGUGUGGCGCACCAUCGAUCGGUCGCUUCUCGGCACGCAGAACCUCGCAUUGAAGCUCUCGGCGCUGCUCACCGACACGAUCGAGGCGGCGCUGCCGGCUGUCGCUGCCGAGUUGGACUCGCAGAUUCGUGAUUGCAAGCAUCGUCUGGCGGAGCUCGGGGCGCCAUUGGACACGCCCGAGGCCCGCCGCCGAAGCUUCUCCAACGUCGCUCGGACGGUCACGUCGCGGCUCGGCAUGGCGCUCGACGGCUCGUACAACGACCUGUCCUUCUUUGACAACGAUGAGGUCGGUGCAGACAACCGGCUCCGCGCGCAGCUCCGGGCGUUCGAGUCCGAGUUUAGCUCAGCCGUGGCCGACCACGCGACCGUGACAACGUCGAUGGCCGACGACGCGGCGCGGAGUGUGGCGGUCGGCGACUACGUGCACGUGCGAGCAGCUGACGGAUCCUGGACGCUGGACCAAGUCACGCGACUCCACGAGCGUCCAAAUGAGGUGUUGACGACGUCGCAGCCGACGCACUGGCUCACGUACAGCCUUGACUGGCGCCACCUCCCGCGUCUGAACCUCGACGCGAUCAAGACGCUCAUGGUCGCCAACCGCGGUGACGAGCUCCCGCUCUUCCUCUCGUACACGACCUUUGCCAACAUUGUGCGGCAGCAGUACGUUCGGCAAUGGCACGCGCCCAUGCACAGUCUCUACGGGUCGUAUGCCCGGUCGCUCAAGGUCCUUCUCGGCCGCGCCAUCGCGUCCAGCACCAGUGUUGGUGCGCUCCAGCGGCAUCUCACAUCGGUGGCCACGGACCUCAUGACGUCGCUCGGCCGAGCCAUGGAAGAGACGUUGGACGAAGCUCUCGCGAUGGAAGCACGACCGUACACGAUGAACACCGACGUAGCUGCUGGGUUCCACCGCCAACGGUCGAUGCCGUUGCUGUCGGCCCUGGAUGCCCUUGCUGAUGAGAGCGACGACGGCCGUGUCUCAAUUGGCGCAGUCAAGGCCGUCGUGCAACUCCAUUGCAUGACGCACGAGUCGCUCGACGACCUCCAGGCGCGGGACCUGCUCUGGGCGCUGCAGGCGUACCUGCACGUGGCUGCCAAGCGCUUCAGCGACAAGAUCCCAAUGCUACUCCAAGCGCGCUUCUUGGUGCCGUUCAUGACGGAGCUCAGACACCAGCUGGCGACGACAGAGGCGACCGAUGCGAUCCUCGAACGGCUUUUGCGCGACGGAAAUGCCACCGCGCGCACCGAGCUCGCGGCUAAGCUGCGCGCGCUGGAGCAGGCCAAGGCCGAGAUCCACGCUGUCGUCUGAAAUUUACGAGUUUGAAUACACAAGCUUUGCAUUACCAGA